CUAUUCGGAGGGUUUUCAUUUACGAUGGCCCCGGCGGCACCUGCGCUGAGGCCAGUCUGUCCCUCCACCACCACCACCACACCAUGGCGUCUUCGUCUGAUCUCGUCCUCAUCACCGGCGGCUCGUCGUUCAUCGGCCUCCAUGCGCUGCACCAGGCCCUGCAGCAGGGCUUCCGCGUCCGCACCACGAUCCGCAACGAGGCCAAGCGCAGCCUGAUCGAGGCCGCACUCAAGGACUACGACGCCUCGCUCGACUACACGGCCAUCGAGUACGCCCAUGCGGACCUGCUCAGCGAUGCCGGCUGGGACGACGCGGCGCGCGGCGCACGCUACGUCCUCCACGUCGCCUCGCCCUUUCCUGCCGCACAGCCAAAGGACGAGAUGGAGCUGAUCCGGCCGGCACGCGAGGGCACCCUGCGCGUCCUGCGGGCGGCCAAGCGCACCGGCACAUGCACGCGCGUCGUCGUGACGAGCUCCGUCGCCGCCGUCGCCUAUGGCAACACACCCAGCGAGGCCGGCGUAUUCACCGAGGCUGACUGGACCAACGUCGAUGGGCCCCACGUGUCGGCGUACGUCAAGUCCAAGACGCUGGCCGAGCAGGCCGCCUGGGACUUUGUCAAGAGCGACGAGGGCAGCGGACUCGAGCUGGCGACGGUGAACCCCGUCGGCGUGUUUGGGCCCCCCAUGCGGCCCGAGGACGGCUCGACGACGUGCGACAUUGUCAAGGCGCUCCUCAAGGGCGAGAUCCCCCUCGCGCCGCGCAUCGGCUUUGGCAUCGUCGAUGUCCGCGACGUUGCCUCGCUCCUCCUGCUCGCCAUGGUGCGGCCCGAGGCCAACGGCGAGCGCUACCUCGCCACGGCCGCGCCCCAGGCCAUGUCGCUGCUCGAGUGCGGCGCCGCGCUGCGCUCGGGCCUGGGCCAGGCUGCGUCCCGGACGCCCACGCGGGAGCUCCCAGACUGGUUCGUCCGCUUCGGCGCCCGCUUCUCGGGCCAGCUCAAGGCAGCAGCCGACAACCUGGGCAAGCAGGGCGACGUGUCCAACGAAAAGGCACGUGCCCUCGGCUGGGCGCCCAAGACGCCCGAGGAGGCCCUCGUUGCGACGGGCCAGCGCUUCAUCGACAAGGGCUUCUGCUAGUUAGAACUUCUUCUCUAUUUGCAUGUAGGGGGGAGUGACAAACUUCAUGCUGCCUGACUUGGACCCUUGCUGCUGCGUUUCACCCUGUGCUGUCAAUGCCAGAGACGUGCAUGAACUGGAGUCCUCUCUCCUCGCACGGGCAUGCGCGAUGCUUCAGUGGCAGAGCUGGGAAUCACAUCAAAUUGCACGGGACUAUGCGAGACAGAGCACCCUGGCGCGUGGUGGAAGGAAAGCACCGACGCCAGAUCACAGGUUGCGGCCGCGGUACCGCUUGGGCCACACGCCGCACUUGCCCGGCGCGAGGAUGCCGUUGGGGUCGAGGGCGUCCUUGAGCGUGUCGUUGAGCUUGGCCAGUGCGCCGUUGUUGAAGUUGUACGUGCCUGCGACGUGG
Acaromyces ingoldii is the source of this 1524-nucleotide messenger RNA. RefSeq names its product dihydroflavonol-4-reductase protein. The coding region runs from base 84 to 1133 and encodes 349 amino acids. NCBI's taxonomy places the organism in Eukaryota, Fungi, Basidiomycota, Exobasidiomycetes, Exobasidiales, Cryptobasidiaceae. The transcript has a single exon. The record is from RefSeq and is a predicted model, not a curated record. Gene Ontology annotation, molecular function: oxidoreductase activity, acting on the CH-OH group of donors, NAD or NADP as acceptor.